AUGAUAUUUCCUAUGAUAUACAAGGGUCUCUUGGACACGUAUGGUUGGAGAGGCACGUAUAUUCUGCUGGCUGCUAUAAAUUCACAUAAUGUACUAUAUGCUAUAUUGCUAAGACCGAUAAAGAAACAGAGCAUUCAGUCAAUCAGAGACAUUGGUACAUCAAAUGCAAGAAACACAUCACCCACUAAUACCUUUAUGAAGAGACAGUUGCAGUCCUCGGGAUUUAAUCUUAUUUGUGACAACAGAUUUUUUGGUUUGAACAGUUUUGCUGCCUUCCUUGGAAAUUUUGCUUACGUAGUGGCUUUGUUAUUGUUCGUGCAUUGUGUUAUUGACAAAGGAUUGAGUCAAAUACAAGCAGCAGUAUUAGGGACAAUUAUUGGAUUAUCAGGACUGAUCUCACGGGUUAUAAACGGAUUUGUCAGCUGUCUACGUAUUAUUGACGACAGAUAUAUACUAGUAUUUAUGAUGUUUGUUCGGGGAAUAUCAUUCAUGCUUGUACCAUUGGCUGUGACGUUCCGUGAUUUGGCUAUAUUGGCUGCCGUAAUUGGAGCAAUAUUUGAUGAGACUGGUAAUUAUGACGUAGUCUUCUACUUAAAUGGCGGUACAUCUAUUAUAAGUGCAGUUUUACAUCUGAUGGUUGGACUGGUUUUAAGGACCUAUGAAAUAAAGCGCAAGGCAGCUACGCCUCGCUGUGACGAUAAUCCCCCAGAAUAUUUGAGUUUGACGGAAUGUGCUAGUAAACACAUGCAAGACGCUGGGUGCCAGACUGGCUACUGA
Molecule: messenger RNA, 777 nt
Organism: Saccoglossus kowalevskii
Lineage: Eukaryota; Metazoa; Hemichordata; Enteropneusta; Harrimaniidae
Product: monocarboxylate transporter 13-like
Source: RefSeq, a predicted model, not a curated record